AUGGCGCAAUGGGGCCAGGGGUUCCAGUACCCCAUGCAGACGGGGUACAAUCCUCAGCAAUACCAACAAGGUUUCCAGGCUAGCCCAGGGCUCGCACCGCAGCCCGCCGGCUUUCCUGGCCAGCGACCGUCGGGUUUCCAGCAACCUCAGCAGACAGGAUUUCCAGGCGUGUCGGGCUUUCAACAACCUCAGCAGACUGGAUUUCCACCUCAGCAAACGGGGUUUAUAUCUCAGCAGACAGGGUUCCCUGGUGCUGCGGGUACAUUCCAGCAGCGCCCGCCUCCGCCUCCCGUUCCAUCGCAGUUCCAACAACAGAAUGCACAAGGCUUUAUGGGCGUUCCGCAACAGCAGGCCGCAAGCCGCUUUAUGUCGGCUUCGCCGCUAACCACGCAGCCCACAGGCUUCGCUGGCGGCGGAAUGCGCCCGCUUGUUCCUCAAGUCACAGGCUUCGUUGACCCGCGGUUGCAGAUGAUGUCGACCACUUUUCUUCCUGCUAAUCCGUCAAUGCCAUACAAUCCGGCGGGUAUGCCUCAGCUGCCGCAGCAAGGUGACAUGUCGCUCCAGCAGUCAUUCCAGCAACACAACCAGGCACAGCGUGGCAACGCGACACCGAAGAUUCCGUGGGCGUUGUCUAAAGCUGAGAAGAAGAACUAUGACCAGAUCUUCAGGGCAUGGGAUGUGCAGGGCACGGGUUUCAUCAGUGGUCAGACUGCACUCGAGGUGUUCGGGCAGAGUGGUCUUGACAAGAACGACUUGGCUAAGGUCUGGGCUCUUGCUGAUGCUGAUAACCGUGGCAAACUGAACCUCGCCGAGUUUCAUGUCGCGAUGGGCCUCAUCUAUCGAAGACUGAACGGUAACGAUAUUCCUGAUGAGCUUCCUCCUGAGCUCGUUCCACCAUCGCACAGGGACCUUGACACAUCAGUCAACUUACUGAAGGACAUUCUUAAGAACGAUACACGGGGACGCUCCCCGUCGAACAUCGACUCACCUGUCUCGAAACUCAAGGAGCGUUCAUUCCUCAGCACAUCCGCUCCAGGCGCAGGCGGCAGGCAGGACGCGACUGUCUACAAGUACAACGAUGAGAGUCCUCCUGGUGGGUUUUACCAGCCUCGUUCACGCCAUGUAGAUCGCAAUGCCAUACGGACGCACAGCGAGAGCGAGAAUCCGGCAGCAGACCUGGACGACAUGAAGCGGCAACUGGAGAACACGGCUAGGAUGCUCGAUCGCUCGGCUGAAGAGAAUGCGUCCCGAACAGCGGAGGACGAGGCUCUUGAACGUGAGAUGUCAGACCUCCGGUAUAAGGUUAAUCGUGUCAAGGAAGACUUGGAGUAUGUGUCCAGGGGCCCGAGGAGCGUCGCCAAGGAUGAGGAGCGUCGCAAGCUGGAGAGGGAGCUUAUGAAGCUCAUGCACGAGCGUAUCCCGGAACUGGAAGGGAAGAUCAAGGAUAGAGAGGAGAAGAGAGCUCGAGAAAAGCGGGAGUGGGCUCGUGAAAGGGACAGGCGUAACGAGCGGUUCGGACGUUAUGACGAUAGGGAAGACCGAUAUUCGUCUUCACGAUAUGACGGUGACAGCGACAGGGAAUAUCGCCGAAGCUCGUUUGACCGCGACGAACGCGACCGAGACCUGGAUUACGACAGGCGACCGUAUUCUCGCAACAGGGAUAGGGAUUAUGAACGCGACAGGGAUAAGGGCUACGAGCGCGAUCGGGAUAGGGACUAUGGACGUGACAGGGAUCGGGACCAUGGACGCGACUAUGACCGUCCUCGUAGCCCUCCUGCCGUUCGAUCGCCGCCUCCAGCCCCGCCCUCUGCUCCUCCUUCAAGUGCAAUCAGCAAACCACCACCUGCUCCUAUUCCAUCGAAGUCGCCAGCCCCGGCUACGAAGAAUAUGACUCCCGAGGAACGUCAAGCAUAUAUUCGUGCUGAGGCGCAACGACGUAUGCAGGAACGGAUGGCGGCUCUUGGAGUCGUUGGCGCAGGGACGCCUUCGCCGAAGCUGGACACGACCGUUGAAGACCGGCUGGUUCGCGACAAGAUGGAGGCAGAAGAGAAAGCACGUGCUGCUGAGAAGGAGGCUGAGGAACGCGAACGUACCCGUAGGGAGCGUCUCGAAAGAGAGGGCGCAGGCAAGGCUUCUCCUGCGCCGGCGGUCCCUGCACCUCCUCCGCCUGUCUCGCAGGUGCCCACGCCUAAGCCAACACCUCCGCCUCCCAAGCCGAGAGCUCCGGCACCCCCUCCUCCCAGGAAGGCUUUUGCAUCUCGUGCUCCCGCCGCUCGUGCUACUCCUCCAGCUCCAGCCCCUCCGCCUGCUGCGCCUUCCAUGCCUGUACCUGGCCCGCCUCAGCUGGAUGCCGAGGAACAACAAAUCCGUGCACGUGAAGAAGCAUUGCGCAAGCAACGCGAGGAACGCCUGGAGCGGUUGCGCCAGCUCGAGAAGGAGGAGGAAGAGGCAAAACGGGCUGAAGAGGAGUAUCAGGCGAGACGACGCAUGUUCGAGGCCAAGUUGACAUCUCCUCCGCCGACAGUAGUAUCGCCUCCUGCCGUCGCACCUCCUGCACCAGCACUUCCACCGCCCGCGCCCGUCCAGCAGACCUUUGCUGUUGCUUCCCCGCCUCCCCCGCCUCCUCCUCCGCCGGCGCCUGCCGUAAGCUCACACACAUCGACGCCCUCAAUUGACAAGUCCGCGACCAAUCCUUUUAGUCGUUUGAUGAAAGAAAGCCCGGGAGCGGCAGGCUCGCCGGCGACUCCUGCAGCCAAUGGAAGCCAUAAUCCGUUCUUCAAGCCUCAGGCUGCUGCCUCCCCAGCAGUAUCUCCUGCUGUCCCUCCUAUGCCUCCUGCCGUCCCUCCUGCGCCUCCCGCUGUCGCUCCGCCGCGUGCUGCUUCUGUGCCACCACCGUCAAGGAGCCCUGCUCCACGGGCUGUCAAGGCCAGUUAUCACACUGCGCCUGGUGAGAGCGACGAAGACUGGGAGGAUGUCGAAGAGAAGGACAACGACGAUAGCAGUGACGAUGAGAUUGAUUCCUCACGUGCAACGCGUGACAAACUAGCGCAACAAUUGUUCGGUAGUAUGUUGCCACCGUCUCGCCCGCAGUCGGCUGCUGCAAUGAGCAACCCAUCGGCACAGACGCAGCAACAACUGUCAUCUCCUGCUCCUCCCCCGCCCCCGCCUCCACCGCCGUCCGCUUCACUUGCCGCCGAUAAUGCGAUUGUCCUGCCUCCCCCAAUGGCUCCGCCGGUACCAGUAGCCCCACCGCCUCCUGCAGCCCCCGCCGCGGUCGCGGUCCCUGCACCCACCGGUGACCGUAACGCGUUGCUGAGUGCGAUCCAACACGGGGCUAAGUUGAGGAAGGCGCAGACCAAUGACCGCAGUGCUGCGCCUGUCUCCGGAAAGGUUCUGGGUGGUACUCCAUCCCCCGAGCAUAUCAGCGCUGCUCCGAGGUUUCCUUCCCCUCCUCAGGCUUAUGCAGGAAUGCCGAUGAUGCCGGCGUUGUCUGACAUGACUUCGCAGUCCAAAUCAAGCAACAGACAAUCCGUUGAUUGGUACGCUGGAUUGGCUGCAGAUGGAGGUGCAGUACAUCACGAGCACUUGCCUGCGAUGCAAGAGGAGGAGGAGGAUGAGGAGUCGCACGCUGCUGCUGUACCAUCAAUCCAAGUUGAAGCGGCUGAAGACCCUCUGGCUGAUGUGGAUCGAUCCAUCGAAUAUCGCGUCCGUUCGUUAUACCCUUAUGAAGGCCAGCGCGCCGAGGAUCUCUCAUUUGCGGAAAAUCUCAUACUAACAGCACAUCCAAGUAAAUCUGGGGGCGAUUGGUGGUACGGAACGCUUGUCCGAGAUGGCAAGGCAGGUUUCUUCCCCAAGACCUAUGUCGAGAGAGUACAGCAAGCCAAAGGGAAGGCUCUGUACUCUUACGAAGGCAACAGCUCUGACGAACUGCCCUUCUCCGAGGGUGAUGAGUUGACCAUCGUAGAUCACAGCGAGACUGACUGGUGGAAGGCUGAGCAGGGCGGUGUCGUGUUCAUCGUCCCUGCGGGAUACCUUGAACUCCUUGAGGCAUCCGAACCAAUCGGAAGGCUGCCCGCGGUCAGUCAAGGUUUUGCGCCUGGCGCUGCUCGCGUUUCGCCACCGUCUGAACUUGAGCAGUCCAUGCCAAAGUCUCCAUCAAGUGGUGCUGAAGAUAACGACGAGAGCGGUAGUACCGUGUCUAGCUCUGAUUAUGAUUCUUCAUCAGAAUCUGAUCCUGAUGAAGAAACUGAAGACCUAAGUGGCGAAGUACGCGCUGCGGAACGUGAAGCACGAGAGCUUGAACGUCAACGUGUGCUAGAGGCUGCUGGAUUCAUCUUCAAGUCAGACGUGAAGCCGCCUCGGCGUCCUGUGCGACCGAGAAGCCGCAAGCGUCGUCCACCGCCUGCUGUUCCCGAUCGGUCGCCAGGCAGCGCACAUUCCUCAAACAGGGACCUGCCGCAUGCCCGUGAAGGCGAAGAGAUUGACAAUUCGUUGCGUUUAGAUGAUGCGUUCGAACGAUACGAAGCAUUCAAGCAGGCAAAUUCGACUACGAAUCGUCUCUCCAUGCUGUCCAUGGCAUCUAUGGAGAGCGGUCUGUCUGUGCCAAGUCCCACCGCAUCAGCGUUGUCUGUGACCAGGAGUCCAUCCACUGAGCCCGACGGUUGGUCUACGGCUCAGCAUUUCUUUAGCCUAUUUGGUCGUAGCAAGACACCGGCCGAAGAUGGGGGGACUCGCACUAUGCCGGUUAUAUCAGGACCUAUAGUCGCUAAGGAGCCUAGCUCGCCUGGUCCGAAUGAGUCUGAAGCGGCGUUUGGCUCAUCCUGGGCUAGUCUCGUCGACAAAUCUGCAUUGGAAGAGAUACCGGUGAAGGAACGUCGUCGUCAGGAGGCCAUAUUUGAACUAAUCACUACAGAAGCUGCCUACGUUCGGGAUCUUCAACUCAUUGUUGAACAUUUCUACGCCAAACUGAUGGAUAUUCUUGAUGAGAAAGCGAUUAGGGUGAUCUUCGCCAACGUUGAGGACAUCCUCCUCACGAAUACAACGUUCUUGAGUUCGCUUGAGGAGAGACAGAAGGAAUGUCGGCUGUAUGUGGACAAGAUCGGCGAUAUUCUCAAGAAGAACAUGUCCGAAAUGGGCGUAUAUGUGGAGUAUUGCGUGAAUCAGUCAACUGCGCUAAAGGUGUUGCAAUCAUUGAGAGAAUCCGACGAGGACUUGGCAAUACGUCUCCGGCGCCUUCGAGAUGACCCCACUGCCCGGAACCUGGACUUGUCCAGCUAUCUGCUCGUGCCCAUGCAACGAAUCACCCGCUAUCCACUGCUGAUACGUCAGAUCCUGCACUACACCGAGGCGACCGAUGACCGCGACCGGAUAGGGCGUGCGUUGGAAAUCGCAGAGAAAAUCCUGGAACACAUUAAUGAAACCAUCCGAGAGCAAGAAGGACGCGAGAGGUUGAAGAUGUUAUCCAAGGAUCUAUGGAUAGGUCAAGGCCGUCUCGAUCUGACGGAACCGACUCGUUACAUGGGAGCCAGGAAGCUGUUAAAGGAAGGCACGCUAAUGAAAGCUAAGAGUGGACGUAAACUCCGCGUGUUCCUCUGCAGCGAUAUCUUGGUUCUCACCGAAGAGGGGGCGAAGCAUCUAUAUCGCACGCCAAUCCCUCUCGCUGCUGUGCACGUGCAGGAAGUCCCAGGACACAGAGACGACCUCACGUUCAAGGUGUCUAUAGCUUAUCCUCGAGGCGGUGAUGCUAUAGCAUUGCGAUCAACGUCGGCACGGGAUUGUCAGCUCUGGAUGCAAGCUAUCGACAAUGCCAGUCGGCUGUGUCGCGAGGCCGAGAAGAAAGCUCGAAAUCGACACAAUCAUUGA
Molecule: messenger RNA, 5862 nt
Organism: Laetiporus sulphureus 93-53
Lineage: Eukaryota; Fungi; Basidiomycota; Agaricomycetes; Polyporales; Laetiporaceae
Exons: 18
Coding region: 1-5862 (1953 amino acids)
Biological process (GO): positive regulation of Rho protein signal transduction; intracellular signal transduction
Molecular function (GO): actin binding; calcium ion binding; guanyl-nucleotide exchange factor activity
Source: RefSeq, a predicted model, not a curated record